AUGGGAGGGUUGGGAAAGACCACAUUCGCUCAAAAUGUUUAUAAUGAUGAAAAAGUCCAAAAUCAUUUUGAGCUAAAGUUAUGGGUGUGUGUUUCUGAUGUCUUUGAUCUAAAAGUAAUAGUAGAAAAGACAUUAAAAUCAAUAGGAAAGGAACCAGGACACUUUGAGUUGGAUCAAUUGCAAACAAGUCUUCGUAAUGAAAUUAGUGGAAAGAAAUAUUUGUUUGUGCUGGAUGAUGUUUGGAAUGAAGAUCUUCAAAAAUGGAUGGACUUGAUGGCACUAUUGAUGUGCGGUGCAAGAGGAAGUAGGAUCUUAGUAACCACUUCUUCUGAAAAAGUUGCAAAAAUAACCGGUGGCAAAUUGCAACAUUAUUCUCUAAAGGGCUUAGAUCUAGAUAAGUGUUGGUCUUUAUUUAAGAAAAUAGUGUUCGAGGGGAAAGAGCCAGAAAGUCCAAAAGUGAAAGAAAUCGAAGAGCAGAUUGUAAAGAAAUGUGUUGGAGUUCCCCUUGCAAUAAAGACAAUUGCAAGUCUUUUAUAUUAUAGAGAUUCAGAAAGAGAAUGGUUGACUUUUUUAGAAAAUGAUCUUUCAAAAAUAACCCAAAAUGAAAAUGUCAUUUUAAAUACACUUAAAUUGAGCUAUAAUCAUCUCUUAUCACAUUUGAAGCAUUGUUUUGCAUAUUGCCCAUUAUUUCCCAAAGAUUAUGUGAUUGAUGUGAAAAAAUUGAUUCAUCUUUGGGUUGCUCAAGGAUUCAUUGAGCCGUCAAAUUCAAGUCUAUGUGUUGAAGACAUAGAGCUACGGUAG
Molecule: messenger RNA, 801 nt
Organism: Hevea brasiliensis (rubber tree)
Lineage: Eukaryota; Viridiplantae; Streptophyta; Magnoliopsida; Malpighiales; Euphorbiaceae
Product: putative disease resistance protein RGA3
Exons: 1
Coding region: 1-801 (266 amino acids)
Biological process (GO): defense response to other organism
Molecular function (GO): ADP binding
Source: RefSeq, a predicted model, not a curated record